Messenger RNA from Portunus trituberculatus (swimming crab), 1887 nucleotides. RefSeq names its product alanine--glyoxylate aminotransferase-like. Gene Ontology annotation, cellular component: peroxisome. NCBI's taxonomy places the organism in Eukaryota, Metazoa, Arthropoda, Malacostraca, Decapoda, Portunidae. Gene Ontology annotation, molecular function: L-serine:pyruvate transaminase activity; L-alanine:glyoxylate transaminase activity. The transcript is spliced from 9 exons. The record is from RefSeq and is a predicted model, not a curated record. Bases 374 to 1651 code for a protein of 425 amino acids.
GGUGCAGUGCAUGCGGUCGUGAAGUAUCUUCUAUAGUGACUCCAGACGAAUGUUUAAUUUAGCAGAUUGUGACAUAUCAUAAUAUAAACUUACAAUUCAGAUCUUAUUACAAGCAACAACUCGAACAUUCAUUCUCAGAACAUCAUCUGGUUACGCGCAAGUAGGGAGUGAAUAUCUAAAACAAUGCUCGGUGAUUUUUAAGUUAUUCCUUCAAGGAAAAGGUGCAUCACUAUUUCUUAAACCAAGCAGUUCGAGCAGGCAAGAUUCAGCUGACAUCCUCACUAUUCAUCACCAUCUUUACCAGAGAGUGAACCGACGAGAUCCUACGAAAUUUCAUGGGAAUCACCAUCAAUAGUAAGGUAGUGAGAGUAUAAUGUUGAGGCGCGGGGUGACGGGACUUGUGAGGAGGCUGCAGACAGAGCACAGAGCAUGCAGUGCUACGACCAUCACCACCACCGCCACCACCACUAAGCCGGCAGCGGGGACAGUUUCAUCUAGUCCAAAGUUGCGAGUCCAUCAGCCUGAGUGCUUAAAACAACCCAUCAAUGUUCCCAGCAAGCUUCUCAUGGGUCCUGGUCCCUCUAACAGCCCCCCGCGGGUCCACCAGGCCAUGCUCAACCCCUUGCUGGGUCACUUACAUCCAGAAUUCAUCCAGAUAAUGGAUGAGGUGAAGGAAGGGCUACGCUACUUGUUCCAAACGAGGAGUGAGGUAGUGUGUUGUGUGAGCGGCACCGGUCAUGCAGGGAUGGACACCACCAUGUGUAACCUGCUGGAGCCCGGCGACGUGAUCCUCAUUGCUGAAAAUGGAAUCUGGGGUGAACGAGCUGCUGACAUGGCCACGAGACACGGUGCUGUUGUCCGCACGAUAAAGAAACCCGCAGGCGAUGUCUUCAGUCUGGGUGAGUUGGAGGCGGCUCUGGAGCAGCACAAGCCAGCUGUUCUCUUCCUGGUGCAGGCAGAGUCCUCCACGGGCGCCUUGCAACCCAUAGAGGGCGUGGGAUUAUUGUGCCAAAAGUACAAUACACUGCUUGCUGUUGACGCCGUGGCUUCCUUAGGGGGGGUACCCUUCUUCAUGGAUGACUGGGGGGUGGAUGUCGUGUACACAGGCACUCAGAAAGUCAUCUCGGCUCCCCCAUCCAUGGCCCCCAUCUCCUUCAGUCACCGAGCCAUGGCAAGAGUGAAUGCUCGCCAGAUCCCGAUACACAGCUUCUACUCAGACAUGACGUGGCUGGCAAAUUACUGGGGUUGUGACGGAUCUCCUCGCAAAUACCACCACACAGGCCCCGUGAGCUCAGUGUAUGCUCUGCGGGAAGCCCUGUCGCUGGUGUGCGAGGAAGGUCUUGAAUCUCUCUGGACUCGGCACGCUGCCUGUGCUCAGAGACUGCACGACGGCCUAACUGCUCUCGGUCUGCAGCUAUACAUUAGUGAUCCCGCCAAGCGAACACCGACCGUCACUACCAUAAAGGUUCCUGAGGGAGUAGAUUGGAUGAGCGUUACGAAAUACUUUAUGACCAAGUACCAAGUGGAGAUCAGCGGAGGGCUGGGACCCAGUGCGGGCCAGGUGUGGCGUGUGGGGCUCAUGGGAUACAACUGCACCUUAGAUAAUGUUGAUCGUGUUCUUACAAUCAUGAAGGAAGCACUUCAUCAAUAAACUCUUGACAGUAGUAACUUAUGAAAACCAGUUACUUCUUAGUUCCUUAGUGGAUAAAGGUGUCAAUCUCGACCACUCUGUUACGGCUGCGUUCCUUGGCGGACAUUUUCAGGAGUGAAGACUGGUAAGAGAAGUCAGUAAUUCCCUUUCUUGCUCUAAUCCUGAAAUUCUGAUACUGAUACAUAGUCUUCCACUUCCAUUAUUACAGAAGCAAUAAUAAUUUUUCUUUAAGUGAA